Messenger RNA from Rhincodon typus (whale shark), 3344 nucleotides. Its product is annotated as histone-lysine N-methyltransferase SUV39H2. Gene Ontology annotation, molecular function: protein binding; zinc ion binding; histone H3K9 methyltransferase activity. NCBI's taxonomy places the organism in Eukaryota, Metazoa, Chordata, Chondrichthyes, Orectolobiformes, Rhincodontidae. The record is from RefSeq and is a predicted model, not a curated record. Gene Ontology annotation, cellular component: nucleus. The transcript has 5 exons. The annotation marks the transcript as partial.
UCAGGGUGGUGUGUGCCCUGUUUAGCAUCACUCGAGAUUCUCCAGGAACUGUGUCGAGUCGAGAAACUGACCUGCCCUGCCCUUGGAAUUGACAAAAGAAAUCUUGAAGAGUAUGAAGUGGAGUAUCUGUGUGGGUACAAGAAAGUAAAGAGUAAAGAGUACUAUCUGGUGAAGUGGAAAGGAUGGCCUGAAUCGACAAACACCUGGGAACCAAGGAAGAAUCUCCGAUGUGUUGGACUGGUGAAGCAGUAUCACGAUGAUAGGAGCAAAUUCUUGGAGAAAGUGAAAGCAGCAAAGAGACUGAAGUUGAACAACUGCAAAGAUUACAAAUCUGCAGUGGAGGAGUAUAUUAUCAGGAAAUCCAAACAAAGAUUAGCGCUCAAAAGAUGGGAAGAGGAGCUGAACAGAAAGAAGAACCAUCGAGGUAAAAUUCUGGUGGAAAAUGAAGUGGACUUUGAGCCUCCCCCUAUGGACUUCCAUUACAUUAAUCAGUACAAACCAUCUCGUGGAAUCAAUCUGAACAGUGAUCCUUUGGUUGGCUGUGAGUGUUUAAACUGUUUGGAGGAGAAAUGUUGCCCAGAGGAAGCAGGGGCGACAUUUGCUUAUAAUGCACGAAGGCAGCUAAAGAUUGCACCAGGCAAGCCCAUUUUUGAAUGCAAUUCUUGCUGCAGUUGUGGUUCUCAAUGUCCAAACAGAGUGGUACAGAAUGGGACGCUAUAUGACCUCUGCAUCUUCAGAACUUCAGAUGGAAGAGGUUGGGGCAUAAAAACCCUCCAAAAUAUUAAGAAGAAUUGUUUUGUAAUGGAAUAUGUUGGAGAGGUAAUCACUAGCGAAGAAGCAGAAAGACGAGGGAAAUAUUACGACAGUAAAGGCAUCACGUACUUGUUUGACCUGGAUUACGUGGAGGAUGAGUACACUGUAGAUGCUGCAAGAUUUGGAAAUAUUUCGCACUUUGUGAAUCACAGUUGUGAUCCCAAUCUUCAAGUUUACAAUGUUUUUAUCGAUAGUUUGGAUACUCGCUUCCCAAGGAUUGCACUAUUCUCAACACGUUCUAUAAAAGCUGGGGAAGAACUUACCUUUGACUAUCAGAUGAAAGGUUCGGGUGAUGUAUCCAUUACUGAAACCUCUGAAGUAAACAGCCCACCCAAAAGGCAGCCCAGGAUGGAAUGCAAGUGUGGAUCCCUAUCCUGCAGAGGAUAUAUGAACUGAUAUAGUCGCAAAGAAGAAAAUUGUGUCUUUUUUUGUUUUUAGGUAGAAAUGUGUUUUUUUUCCCUCUUAUCCUGAUUCCAUCAAAGCUUUUGGGUGAUGACCCUUGGGAAAGUUGAAAUAAGCAGCAGCUAUGUGGUGACCUUGUUGCUACUUACACUUGGUGGAGAUGCAGAUCUGUGGGACAGCUUCCCUGGGAGAAAUAAUUGUUUGCCUUUUGCAUCAAAUCAUUGAUACUAUUUGUAACCUGGAUACAAGUGGUCACUGACCAACACUGUUACAAUGCUCUUAGUGCAGCACACCCUGUUUUAGCAGAGCACUCUCUACCCAUUUCAUUUUUUUAAAAGGAUAAUUUGAUUCAGAAAUGUCCUCCCACCUUUCUCCAGAGGAUUUAUUCUUUGGGUUUCAAUUGAGUGAAUUUAGCUCUUGUUCGGACAUGUAUUCUAUAUUCCAGAUGUAUCAGCUAAGAUUCUCCACAUUUCCCUCCUGUACAUAGUGAAGCUAAUAUCCUCUGAAGUGGCUUCAGUGUAAUGUUUGUGCUACAAUGAAUGACAAAUCUAUUGAGAUCAAAGAUGUGUUGAUUAUGCCUAGUUAUUUAGUAACUUGUAUUAAGGAGAGUGAGCAUUUCAGACUCAAAGUAAGCAACGAGAGUGUGUACAUUUUGGAUGAAGGAUAGCCAUAAUAAUGGGAUAAUUUACAUUAAUAACUUGUAAGGUUACAGCCCAAAAUUAAGCAAGACCAAGUCCUUUAUGAUCUUUUUGAGAGCUUGUUUUAAAUGUGUAUUUUGAGGUUGUCUCAUCUUAAACCUUUAACAGUACCUUUAUGGAUAUUUGAAUAUUUUCUGCUAAACAUUCGGGCACUAUUAAACAUUAGUCAUAAAAUCCCUGAGAGUGGUAGGCAGUCAGAAACAUAAACAAACAGCGUUAGAGAAACUUCAGGCAGACAGCAUCUGUGGAGAAGAGAUGUGUUAUAGUUUUGAGGCCAGUGUGACUCUGGAACCCUUCUUAUUUUAAUACAGUUGUAGAUUUCCUUUUAAGAAAAUGGACCUAUUAUUUGAGCAGUGAUCACAGCUGGUGUUACUUUCUUUUCCCAGCUCAUGUUUCUGUGCUGCCUCUAAGGUUUAGUAUUCUAAAUACAAUUUAGGAAAAAUCUGCAAAGGUACUGUCACUUUGGUGAGAUUUCAUCCAAAGAUUUUGAAAUGAGUGUCUUUAGAGGUUUUUUUAUUGUGCUUUUUUUUUAAACAUGCUUUAAGUCAUAACUAUUGCGCUUGGGGGAGUGCUCUCCUUAAAACAGUAAUAAUAUUAAGUUUGCUGCUUGAAUUUGAUUAAAACAUGGAACAUCAAAGAGGCAUUAUAUUGUGAGCAGAUAAAAGCAAGUUCCAGAUUCAGUUUGAGUGACAACCCGAGUGACAAUUGUUUAAAAAUUCCAGCCAGAAAUUUAUAAGUCCUUGUUCUUGGUGUAAGCUCAGCAGCAGUCCUAUUGGUGAUGAAACAGUGAUUCACAGUAAUCUAGCUAUAGUAUAGUCCAAGGUAUGCAGUGAAGGCAACUGAGUGUGGUGUGAGAAUGCAAGUUUAAAGGUGGCUUCAGUCAAUGCAGUUCAACUUUUUUAACCUGAUUUUUAAAAUGGAACUCUAAUUUGCUCAGUCAUCACUCAGUGGGAUGGGUAAAGUUGUUUCCCCGAUUCCCAUUAAGCAGUGGUAAUUGUGCUCAGUAAUGCUGCAUCACUUACAUCAGAUAUGAGCUGAAUGAAGUUUGAGGUGUUAUUAAAGCAGUUCUUCAGUGCACACAAGAUAUACUGCACUUCAGCCCAAAUGAACAGUCACCCCUUUGAACUGAAAGCUGCUCGAGUGUCGUGUUUUGGUGCAAUGAUGCAACAUUUUAAAAUCAAUCUACUUGUUAAAUUAAAGAGUUUUUUUAUUAAAAGGUGGAGACUCCUAUUUAACAAAAGGGGAAAUUGGUGGAUGACCCUAUGGCUUUAGGCUAUCAAGAAAAUAAAGUUGAAAUUGAUAUAUUUUUCUUUACUUUUGUAGGAUUGUUUCAAGUCUUGUAUACCUCUUUGUACUGAGCUGUGAAUUGAAAACUGGUGCUGUAUGACAUGUUUGCUCAAAGAAUGAAUAAAUGUCAAUGUUUCAACUUGA